Molecule: messenger RNA, 2806 nt
Organism: Scleropages formosus (Asian bonytongue)
Lineage: Eukaryota; Metazoa; Chordata; Actinopteri; Osteoglossiformes; Osteoglossidae
Gene: adarb2
Product: adenosine deaminase RNA specific B2 (inactive)
Exons: 10
Coding region: 442-2700 (752 amino acids)
Biological process (GO): RNA processing; adenosine to inosine editing
Cellular component (GO): cytoplasm; nucleolus
Molecular function (GO): double-stranded RNA adenosine deaminase activity; adenosine deaminase activity; double-stranded RNA binding
Source: RefSeq, a predicted model, not a curated record
UUGCAUUCAAAGUGGCCAGAGCGAAAAAAAAGAAGAGGAAGAAAAAGAAGAAGACGGAGGUGGUGGUGGAGGAGGAGAAGGAGAAGGAGAAUCGGAGGUACGGGCAGUCGGAGUGCGCGCACGCAGCCCUGCGCGGCGAAGGCGGCCGUGGCGCGAGAGCGCGGCGCGAGCGCGCUGACUUUCCCGCCGGAGAGAGAGACGGCUCGCGGGACUUUGACAGGUAGCGCUGUAGACGGGGUGCGAGCAGCGAGUGGGGACACCCUCAGUCAGGGAAUAAAGAACAAGAAAGAAAAAUAAAAUAAAAUAAACCUACGCGGCGUCUAAGAGGACAGUGUCAGCUCGAGAAGAGGAGAGAGACAAGUUGGGAAAGAGCCCAGCAGUGACAUUAACUAACAGGUCGUCCGCGUCCGAGCGCUGUCCCGCGGCCACUUCCAUCCAUCCAUGGCUUCAGUUCUGGCCAACAGCGGCCGCGCUUCGGCAACUCCGGGCGGGCAGCCGAAGAGCAAGUUCAAGCGACGACGGCGGAGGAGGAACAAGAGGAAAGAGAAAGUCAGCAUGCUUUCUGCCUUUAUUGCACCUUUCAAAUGUAUGAACCCCGGGAUGACAAAUAUGGAGGACGAAGACUGCCUAAGUACCAGUAGUGCGGAAGUAAAAGAGAAUCGUAACAUCGGUAACCUCGAGGACUGUUCCAUCGUAGCUGGAGAUCAUCAGUCCGUCUUCUGCUCGGACACACCCAGAGGUGGAACUUCUGGUCUGAAAAGGAAGCGACCACUGGAAGAAGGGAACAAUGCUCACCUCUGUAGGCUGCACCUCUUUUACAGGAAAUCGUCCUGGUCUGAUACGCCAAAGAACGCCUUGGUCCAGCUCAAUGAGCUAAGACCUGGCUUGCAGUACAAAAUGGUCUCGCAGACCGGACCUGUGCACGCGCCCAUGUUCGCCAUCGCCGUGGAAGUUAACGGACUCACAUUCGAAGGCAUGGGCCCCACAAAGAAGAAAGCCAAGAUGAGGGCAGCAGAGCUGGCACUCAAGUCCUUUGUCCAGUUCCCAAACGCACCCCAGGCACACCUGGCCAUGGGCGACUGUGCCAGCCCAUCGGCCGAUUUCACCUCCGACCAGGCCGACUUCCCCGACACCCUCUUCAAGGGUUUCGAGUCGGCAUCGUGUGGUGAGAACGAAUUGCUGUCCGGCCCUCUCCGGCAAGGGAGGCUACUGCGCCACACGUUGGAUCUUAUGGCCCAGGCCAGACAACGCAAGCAGAAGACGGACUCCUCGGUGGCAGACGGCGGGAAGAACCCAGUGGGCCUACUAAAUGAGCUGCGACCUGGCCUGAGGUAUGCCUUCCUUUCAGAGAGUGUGCAGAGCAGGCGCACCAGGAGCUUCGUGGCGGCUGUGCGGGUGGACGGGAGGAUAUUUGAAGGCUCCGGACGCAGCAAGAAGCUGGCAAAAAACCAGGCGGCGCUGUCGGCGUUACAGGCCCUCUUUAACAUCAAGCUGGCACCAGAGGGGAGAGUCAGCUACGUACCCAGCAGGAGUAAAUGCCCUCAUUUACCACAGGACUUUGCCGAUUCAAUAUUCCACAUGGUGACAGAGAAAUACCGCGAGCUGGCAGGCCGCUGCCCCCCCUUGCAUACGCGUCACAAAGUCUUGGCGGGAAUCGUAAUGACCAGAGGUCUGGAUCUGAGACAGGCCCAAGUGGUGGCAAUAUCAACCGGUACGAAAUGCAUCAAUGGCGAAUAUAUGAGUGACCAGGGGCUCGUAGUCAAUGACUGCCACGCAGAAGUCAUUGCUAGAAGAGCAUUAGUUCGCUUCCUUUACUGUCAGCUGGAGGUGUUUUUAAGCAAACGCAGAGAAGACUGGGAACAAUCGAUCUUUAUUCGACGCAAGGAAGGUGGCUACAGGCUGAGAGAAAACAUCCUGUUCCAUAUGUACAUCAGCACAUCGCCUUGCGGAGACGCGCGCCUCAACUCCCCCUACGAAAUCACAGCUGACUUACAUAGUGGACGCCCUUCCGUGAAGAAGUUCCACAGUCACCUGCGGACCAAGAUCGAGUCCGGGGAGGGGACCCUGCCGGUGCGCUCUCGUACGGACGCCCAGGCCUGGGACGGGGUGUUGCAGGGCGAGCAGCUGGUCACCAUGUCCUGUACAGACAAGAUCUCCAGGUGGAGCGUGUUGGGCGUCCAGGGCUCCCUUCUUGCGCACUUUCUGGAGCCUGUGUAUCUACACAGCCUGACGGUGGGCAGCGCGCGGCACCCGGGCCACCUUUUCAGGGUCCUCGCCCGCCGCCUGGAGCCCCUCGGCAGCCUGCCACCACCGUACAGGCGCAACCAGCUCUUGCUCAGUGGCCUCAGUCAGAGCGACGGCCAUCAACCAGGGAAGUCGCCCUGCUUCAGUGUCAACUGGACGGCCGGCGAUGGGCAGAUGGAGGUGGUCAACGCCGCUACGGGGAAGAGGAAGGACUCGGGGACAGCCUCCCGCCUCUGCAAGCGAGCCCUCUUCGCCCGCUGGGCGCGGCUCCACCGCAAGGUCAGUCUGAGCGCGUCGGGCCGCGGGGACGAGCCGCUCGUGUACUGCGAGGCCAAGCUGGCGGCGAGGCCCUACCAAACAGCGAAGCGGCAGUUGUUUGCGUCGCUGCGGGACGCUGGCCUCGGCACCUGGGUGAAGAAGCCUCCGGAACAGGACCAGUUCCCGCUGACCGCGUGAGACGCCGGACCCGCGGCCUCUCGUUCACCCGCACCGAGCCGCUCGAACCCCGGCGUCGCCCUCUCCAGCGCUUCCUCAGAGACGCCUCGCCGACGCCCCUGGGCCC